Molecule: messenger RNA, 2235 nt
Organism: Clonostachys rhizophaga
Lineage: Eukaryota; Fungi; Ascomycota; Sordariomycetes; Hypocreales; Bionectriaceae
Source: the annotation of a GenBank genome assembly
AUGUCCUCCUUUUUGACACCAGCCAAGAAGCCCGCGGGCUCAGCUGCGUCCAAAUCUCGGUUUUCUCGCCCCAAUCCCGUUCGUGCAAUCCGUGAACGUGAGGAGCGCCGGGCCAAUGCCGCUGCUUCAUCACGAUCCUCGCAGUUUGCUUACCCCUCCAACAACACAGCUGCCUCGCUUGCUGUCCCAUCACGAGGCCAGUGUUCCAACAAGGCCUGUCGGAAGCCCAAUGUCGUCGACGGUACCUGUCAGACCUGUGGUCGUGUUGCUGACGACAGUAACAUCGUUGCCGAGGUGCAGUUUGGUGAAACCUCCUCUGGUGCUGCCAUGGUCCAGGGUUCUUUUGUUGCAGCAGACCAGGCUGGUGUUCGCAGCAUGGGCCCGUCCUUUAGAAGAGUCGGUGGCUCAGAAGAUCGUGAGAAGAGCAUCCGCGAGGCCAAGGGUCUGAUGCAAGGUUAUGCUCAGCAGCUCAACGUCGGCGAGAGCUUCGUUACAUACGGCACUCAGGUUUUCAAGCUCGCCUCGAGCGCCAACUUUAUUCAAGGUCGUACACUGACGAGUGUUGCUGCUGUUUGUCUUUAUGCAGCCUGCCGCGCUGAACCGCCGUGCAAGGUCAUGUUGAUUGAUCUUGCUGAUUUGGUUCAGCUGAACGUUUUCAAACUGGGCCGCAUCUUCAAGAAGCUCAACGAAGUGGUUCCAAUCGGCAAUGACGGCUUGAUCCCUGUCUACCCCGAGGAUCUGAUCUGGAGAUUCGCCACCAAGAUGGAGUUUCAUCAGGAGACAGCUCGUGUAGCUGAGGAUGCCGUACGCCUGGUCAAGCGCAUGAGCCGUGACUGGAUGGUCAUGGGUCGUCGCCCGUCUGGCAUCUGCGGAGCCUGUCUCCUUAUGGCUGCCCGCAUGCACAAUUUCCGUCGCACUGUCCGGGAGGUCGUCUAUAUUGUCAAAGUGACAAAUCAUACCAUCCAGAACCGUUUAGCCGAGUUCAAAGUGACAGAGUCCAGUCGCAUGUCGGUGGAGGACUUUUUGAAACAGGAUUUUUUGGAAACAUCACACGAUCCCCCAUCAUUCUAUCGCAAGACGGAUGAGUAUAGAAAGCUCGCUGAGGAGCGGUCUCGCAAGCGAAAGAGAUUAACAAACGACGACGGCGCUGAUGAUGACGAAGGUAAUGAUUCAACAGGACGCCCUGCAGAAGGCCUAGGCAGGCAACGCCGGCGGUCAGACGCAGGCGGCGCUGAUCUUUCAAAGGCUCCAGUCAUCGAGUAUCGACGUGAUGAGGAAGGGUUCAUCAUCCCCCCACUUCCAUCACAGAUCCCAAAAGAUAGUGAAAAUCGCGAUGUAGCGGGAGAGAAUCUGUCGGGGAAUUUGGACCAGCUCGCACGAGAACACGGCGACGUAGAAAAGGGAUUGGACGAGGAUAGUCAACAAGAGAGUGGCCGCAGGCGAUCGCAAUUGCCGAUCAAUGAGGAGUGGGAGCAGGAUGAGGAAGAGCUUGAGGGCCAGAUUGAGGAGAUCUUCAACGAUCCUCUCACCUAUGAGCACGCCCUGGCCUACUCGAAUGCCGAGCAAAGAGCGCGCAUCCAUACUCACUGGGCUCUCAAGCAACGGCCCCAAAAGGAGGUUUCCAUGUCAGCUGACAUUGAUGAGGAUGAAUUUGCAGACGAUCCCGAAGUCAUCAACUGCUUGCUCUCCCCGGAGGAGGCGCGGAUCAAGGAGACGAUUUGGGUCAAUCAGAAUAAGGAGUGGCUCCGACAGCAUCAAGAGAAGGUCUUCCGUCGAAAAAUCGAGGCCGACCGACCUAAACAGACUCGUCGACGAAGAAAGCGAGCGAGAAUGGGCGAAGGCCAAACCAGUCCGGCCAGCUCUGCAGCAGAAGCCGCUAUUAACGUUGCCAAGGACCGAGCUUGGUCCAAACGAAUCAAUUACGAUGCCAUCCGCAGCAUUUUUGAUAACCCCAACGGUGGCGGGCUUGGAUCGGAAGCGACCAGUCGCAAGACAAGUAUGGCUGGCAGUACCCUUGGCGUUGCCGAAGACGAUGACGCACCAGAGCAAGAAAGUGUGGCUGGAGACUACCAGGAGGAAGAGGAAACUUAUGACUACGACGAGACUCAAGAGUACGAGGCAGGCCAUGGAGACGAGGAGUUUGCUGGCGGAGACGAGUUCAACGGGGGAUAUGAGGACGAUGACAAUCCUGACAUGGAUGCCGAGUAUGGGCUGGAGGAGGAUGAGUACCGAUAA